AGCGGCUGCAGCCCGGGGCGCUCCGGAGGUCCGUGUGGCAGCGGCGGGCAGGCAGCGCUUUUCCUCGCCGCCCCGCGGGGAAGAGGAACGCGGUGCCCCGCGCCGCAGAGGCCCGCUGAGCGGCGGAAGCCCGCUGAGUCGCGUCUGGUGAGGCACAGUCCGCGGCAACCCGCACUCCGCCCUACAAUCACGUCCUCCUCGCCACCCCGUGCUCGGGCACCAUGGACACCUCCUCGGUCCACGCGCUCCUGUCCUUGCCUGUCCUGCUGCAGCUGGUGGCAGCGGGCGGCUCCCCGAGACCCGGCGCGUUGCUGCGGGGCUGCCCCCCGCGCUGUCAGUGCGAGCCCGACGGCAGGAUGCUACUCAGGGUGGAUUGCUCCGACCUGGGGCUCUCGGAACUGCCCUCCAACCUCAGCGUCUUCACAUCCUACCUAGACCUCAGCAUGAACAACAUCAGUCAGCUGCCCCCGAGUCCUCUGCAUGGUCUCCGCUUCCUGGAGGAGCUACGUCUUGCUGGAAAUGCUUUGACAUACAUUCCCAAGGGAGCCUUUGCUGGUCUUUACAGCCUGAAAGUUCUCAUGCUGCAGAAUAAUCACCUAAGGCAAGUUCCCACGGAAGCGCUACAGAAUUUGCGAAGUCUUCAGUCCCUGCGGCUGGAUGCCAACCACAUCAGUUAUGUCCCUGCCAGCUGUUUCAGUGGCCUGCAUUCCCUACGGCACCUGUGGCUGGAUGACAACGCUCUGACAGAAAUCCCUGUCCAGGCUUUCAGAAGUUUAUCAGCACUGCAGGCCAUGACCUUGGCCCUGAACAAAAUACACCACAUACCAGACUAUGCCUUUGGAAACCUGUCCAGCUUGGUGGUUCUGCAUCUCCAUAACAAUAGAAUCCACUCUCUGGGAAAGAAAUGCUUCGAUGGGCUCCACAGCCUAGAGACCUUAGAUUUAAAUUAUAACAACCUUGAUGAAUUCCCCACUGCAAUCAGGACACUCUCCAACCUUAAAGAACUAGGAUUUCACAGCAACAAUAUCAAGUCAAUACCUGAGAAAGCAUUUGUAGGCAACCCUUCUCUUAUUACAAUACAUUUCUAUGACAACCCCAUCCAGCUUGUUGGAAGAUCCACCUUUCAACAUUUACCUGAACUAAGAACACUGACUUUGAAUGGUGCCUCCCAGAUAACUGAGUUUCCUGAUUUAACUGGAACUGCUAGUCUGGAGAGUCUGACUCUAACUGGAGCACAGAUCUGUUCCCUUCCUCACACUGUGUGCGAUCAGUUACCUAAUCUCCAAAUGCUAGAUCUCUCUUACAACCUGCUGGAAGAUUUGCCCAGUUUUUCAGUCUGCCAAAAGCUUCAGAAAAUAGAUCUGCGACAUAAUGAAAUCUAUGAAGUUAAGGGCGACACUUUCCAGCAGUUGCUUAGCCUCCGAUCUCUGAAUUUGGCUUGGAACAAAAUUGCUGUGAUUCACCCCAAUGCAUUUUCAACGCUGCCAUCUCUAAGAAAGCUGGACCUAUCGUCCAACCGCCUGUCGUCUUUUCCUGUAACUGGGUUACAUGGUUUAACUCACUUAAAAUUAACAGGAAAUCAUGCCUUACAGAGCUUGAUAUCAUCUGAAAACCUUCCAGAACUCAAGGUUAUAGAAAUGCCUUAUGCUUACCAGUGCUGUGCAUUUGGAAUGUGUGAGAAUGUCUAUAAAAUUUCUAAUCAGUGGAAUAAAGGAGACAACAGCACUACAGAUGAUCUUCAUAAGAAAGAUGCUGGAAUGUUUCAAGUUCAAGAUGAGCGUGAUCUUGAAGAUCUCCUGCUUGACUUUGAGGAAGACCUGAAAGCCCUUCACUCAGUGCAAUGCUCCCCUUCCCCAGGGCCCUUCAAACUCUGCGAAUACCUGUUCGGUAGCUGGCUGAUCAGGAUUGGAGUGUGGACCAUUGCAGUUUUGGCCCUUACUUGUAACGCCUUGGUGACUUGGACAGUGUUCCGAGCCCCUCUGUACAUUUCCUCCAUCAAACUGCUCAUCGGGUUAAUAGCAGCGGCGAACAUGCUCAUGGGGGUCUCCAGUGCGGUGCUGGCUGGCGUGGACGCGGUCACUUUUGGCAGCUUUGCACGGCACGGUGCGUGGUGGGAGCAAGGGGUAGGUUGCCAAGUCGUCGGGUUUUUGUCCAUUUUCGCUUCAGAAUCAUCUGUUUUCCUGCUGACUCUGGCAGCGCUGGAGCGUGGGUUCUCGGUGAAAUACUCUGCGAAAUUUGAAACGAAAACUCCCUUUUCCAGUCUGAAAGCGGUCAUUGUGCUCUGCGCCGCGCUGGCCCUGACCGUCGCCACGGUGCCCCUGCUGGGCGGCAGUGAGUACAGCGCCUCCCCGCUCUGCCUGCCGCUGCCCUUGGGGGAGCCCAGCACCACCGGCUACAUGGUCGCUCUCGUCCUGCUCAACUCCCUUUGCUUCCUCGUGAUGACCAUCGCCUACACCAAGCUCUACUGCAGCCUGGAAAGGGGGGACCUGGAGAAUAUUUGGGACUGUGCUAUGGUGAAGCACAUUGCACUCCUGCUGUUCACCAACUGCAUCCUUUACUGCCCCGUGGCUUUCUUGUCCUUCUCUUCUUUACUGAACCUCACCUUCAUCAGUCCUGAAGUCAUUAAGUUUAUCCUCCUGGUGAUUGGCCCCCUUCCUGCCUGUCUCAAUCCCCUUCUCUACAUCCUCUUCAACCCCCAUUUUAAGGAGGACUUGGGGAGUCUGGGGAAGCAAGCCCACUUCUGGACGAGAUCCACACACCCAAGCCUGAUGUCUAUCAACUCGGAUGAUGUGGAGAAGCAGUCCUGUGACUCAACCCAAGCCUUGGUGACAUUCACCAGUGCCAGCAUAGCCUACGACCUGCCUUCCAGUUCCAGCUCACCAUCCGCUUACCCAGUGACCGAAAGCUGUCAUCUUUCAUCCGUGGCAUUUGUCCCAUGUCUCUAAUUAAUGUGUGUGUGAAAAAGUUCUCAAAAAUGGAAAACCCCCAAAUGUGAGAUUGAGUAGUAGAUCAGAGCAGUAACUAAAAAGAACGGAGUUGACACUUGAUUUUGUUUUAAAUCUCUUAGUGUUAGAAAGCUGAAAACUUAUUGAGGCUGGAGAGUGAAAAACAAGUCUAAAUGCUGCUUGUAAAGUUUGUUCAGAAAGAGAGAGAGAUCAGACGCACUAUUUAGGUAAGCCCAGAAUUUUUUUUUUAAAGCAGAUUGAAAUGUUCAAAAAAGGUUCUCUGUGAUUUCAGUUCAAUUCUUUUAAAACUCACCAAUCUAAUGGUGGGGGGUGGAGCGGGGAGAGGUGGGUCCUUGCUCACAAAAGAGGUUUUAAACCCCUGAACCCUUUCAAAGGUGGUUGGAGGUAUUGGGACAAUGAGGGUCGUAAAAGGCCUGCAGUACCGAGUGAGGUUGUGACCGGUAGGAUUUCACUUUCCUGACCACAUGGAGAUGUUUCAGUUCUCCUUGGCCUUUGCUCAGAAAGGAUCAUCCCAAGUCACCAGUCUCCCCAGGGAAUGGCUAAUAGAAGGCAUUAUUAAUUGACUCGUAUUCACUUCAUUUUUAGAAAUGCCUGGUUUAAUUUAUCUGCACUAGAUGGUUCCAUCUUCAGUUAAAUAAAACUGCUUACAAAUAUUCUGAAAGGAAAAUGAACUUAAAUUCUUAAAUUGCCAUGAAGGCAGCCCUCUCCAGGUGAAGUUUGCUUGUCGAACUCAUUUUUAACUCCCUGAUGCCCAAAACUCAGAAGAAAAUUCCAUUGCCAGCAAUGGACACACUUACUAAAGAUGGUAAGCAACCUGGGAUUUUUUUUUUCCUUUCUCCUGGGUGAGUGCACAUUUUUUUGCAGGAGGUUUUCUCAGUUGACUCAAGCUGAGAUAUACAUCUAAGGUAAUGAUCAAGUGCAGACAUGACAUAAAUUAAAUCCACCGACAUAACUUCUCACACACAUAUCUCUAGCAGCUCCAGCAAUGAUGUCUGAAACCACUGUGGACGCAGCAGCAAUAUGGUAACACAUUACCCCGUUUAUUUAGGUUGGUUUUAGCUGUGCGGUCUUUGGUCAGCCCAUUUGACAUCAGGAACGUGACUUCUCUGCUUAUUUCAUAUUUAAUACAUGUGUUAGGUAUUUUAAGAGGCAAAAUUAUUAAACACUAAAGGUCAAAGGAUUAAUUCAUAACUUUAUUAUACUAUAUUAGCUUCAAUACACCCAAACCAAAAUACUGUUAGGUAGAUCUAUUUUUAUAUAAGCAUGUUUAUUUUGAUCAGAUGUUUUAACUUGGAAUUGAAAGAAUACAUUUAUGAGAUGUUUUAUAAGAUGUGUAAAUAUAGAACUGUAUUUAUUACUACAGUAAAGAUUCAGUAACACAAAGGACCAUGAUAAUAAACCAUGUACAGGCAUAUUCUUCCAUAUAUAUUGUGUUUCCCUGCCCACUUUCAUUAAAUUCAUUAACUGUAUAUAAUAUAUGCAAAUGUAUAGUGUUGUAAAUAGAU
Messenger RNA from Artibeus jamaicensis (Jamaican fruit-eating bat), 4471 nucleotides. RefSeq names its product leucine rich repeat containing G protein-coupled receptor 5 (gene LGR5). NCBI's taxonomy places the organism in Eukaryota, Metazoa, Chordata, Mammalia, Chiroptera, Phyllostomidae. Gene Ontology annotation, biological process: G protein-coupled receptor signaling pathway. Gene Ontology annotation, cellular component: membrane. The transcript is spliced from 18 exons. The record is from RefSeq and is a predicted model, not a curated record. Gene Ontology annotation, molecular function: protein-hormone receptor activity; protein binding; G protein-coupled receptor activity. Bases 222 to 2945 code for a protein of 907 amino acids.